This is a messenger RNA of Pristis pectinata (smalltooth sawfish), 1211 nucleotides long. RefSeq names its product jnk1/mapk8 associated membrane protein (gene jkamp). Gene Ontology annotation, biological process: response to unfolded protein. Gene Ontology annotation, cellular component: membrane. The transcript has 7 exons. The record is from RefSeq and is a predicted model, not a curated record. The coding region runs from base 79 to 1011 and encodes 310 amino acids. Lineage: Eukaryota; Metazoa; Chordata; Chondrichthyes; Rhinopristiformes; Pristidae. Gene Ontology annotation, molecular function: ubiquitin protein ligase binding.
AGUGGGCGGCUGUGUUCCGGUUUGGGGCUGCGGCCGGGCCUGGGGUGUGUGGAGUUGAGUGGUUCGCUGGGCUUCGCCAUGGAUGUUGAUUUGAUAUGCCCUGGAUUAUAUUGUGGAAAGCAAAUAAAGGAAAUUGCAAAUGAUAGUCAGCUACAAUAUGGAGACUGUGGGGUAUGCCCAAGAGGGGAAAGAUCAGAUGCCCUGAAGAUUUGUCGUAAAUGUGAGGAAUCACCAGAGUUGUAUGACUGGCUGUAUCUUGGUUUCAUGGCAGUUCUACCUUUGCUUCUGCAUUGGUUCUUUAUCGAAUGGUACUCGGGCAAAAAGAGUUCCAGUGCACUUCUUCAGCAUGUGACUGCAUUACUAGAAUGUGCUGUUGCAGCCAUUGUCACAUUGUUGGUGAAUGAUCCAGUAGGAGAGCUGAAAAUCCGGUCCUGUCGUGUGAAGAUGCUAUCAGAUUGGUAUACAAUGCUUUAUAAUCCCAGUCCAGAUUACAUCACCACAUUGCAUUGUACACAGGAAGCUGUAUUUCCUUUAUACACUAUCGUCUUCAUAUACUAUGCUUUUUGUCUGGUUUUCAUGAUGCUGCUUCGUCCGCUCCUAGUUAAAAAGAUUGCGUGUGGUCUUGGAAAGUCAGACCGAUUUAAAAGUAUUUAUGCAGCCCUCUAUUUUUUCCCAAUUCUUACAGUACUUCAGGCAGUUGGUGGAGGCCUGCUUUAUUAUGCUUUUCCAUACAUAAUUCUAGUCUUGUCAUUGGUAACUUUGGCAGUAUACAUGUCUGCUUCAGAAAUACAGACUUACAAGGAUUUGAUCACCAAAAAGAAGAGAAUGAUUGUUCUGUUUAGUCAUUGGAUACUACAUGCCUAUGGAAUAAUCUCAAUUUCCAGACUGGAUAAACUGGACCAGGAUCUGCCACUGUUGGCCUUAGUGCCCACUCCAGCACUUUUCUAUCUUUUAACUGCUAAAUAUACAGAGCCUUCAAGGAUACUGUCAGAAGGUGGCAAUGGACAUUAAAGAUGAUGAUUGGAAAAACAACAAUAUCCUAGCAGUAAUAAAUAUAUUGUGUAGAAAUUAAUUUUAACAACUGGAGAAACAGUAAUGUAAUCACCAUACAAACUUUUUUUUAUUGCUUGUUAAGAUUGUUAUUUAUAUUCUUCACAUGAACAAAAUUGCACUAAAAGGAAAUAUUAAUAAAGUAAGCUGCAUACAUCACA